UCCUUUUUUGGUUUUUUCCAGCGCAAUACUGGUUGGUGUAACCGUUAAUUUUAGUAUCUGUUGAUUGUUGAUUGGCUCCUGCAACGUGUUUCAACCGCCUUCCGCGCUCACACCAAAAUCUCAAACUCAAGCAACGCCUGAUAAAUGUCCGCCAUCUUCAAUUUCCAAUCGUUACUCUUAGCGAUAUUACUGUUGAUAUGUACUUGCACUUAUGUGCGUGCCCAAGCACCAUCGUUGAUCGAUCGUAAUAAGACUGGUCCCUUGGGUUUGUUUUGGAAAGCGGCUCGGAUAGGGGAACGGUUAAGCCCAUAUGUAUCAUUAGCCUGUAUCAUUAUGGGAAUCAGCAUUCUUACGCCAUGAAGACUUUUUCUUCUCACAAUGCAAUAAAAAGCAAAGGAAAGCUGCCAAAAGUGACAAAAGCAUUUUAUGAUGGAUUAUAGCAAGUAAGAAGAGUAA
Messenger RNA from Zychaea mexicana, 456 nucleotides. RefSeq lists its product as uncharacterized. Gene Ontology annotation, biological process: protein secretion; intracellular transport. NCBI's taxonomy places the organism in Eukaryota, Fungi, Mucoromycota, Mucoromycetes, Mucorales, Lichtheimiaceae. Bases 145 to 360 code for a protein of 71 amino acids. The transcript is spliced from 3 exons. The record is from RefSeq and is a predicted model, not a curated record.